Molecule: messenger RNA, 1547 nt
Organism: Prunus dulcis (almond)
Lineage: Eukaryota; Viridiplantae; Streptophyta; Magnoliopsida; Rosales; Rosaceae
Product: protein S-acyltransferase 10
Exons: 12
Coding region: 219-1271 (350 amino acids)
Biological process (GO): protein targeting to membrane; peptidyl-L-cysteine S-palmitoylation
Cellular component (GO): Golgi apparatus; endoplasmic reticulum
Molecular function (GO): protein-cysteine S-palmitoyltransferase activity
Source: RefSeq, a predicted model, not a curated record
AUCUGACGAGAGAGAGACAGGGACAGAGACAGAGAAAAAGAGUACGGUAAUAGACGGGCCCGUUGCUCUGCCAGUUUAACCACUUGGGUUUUCCAAAUUCCAUCACUUUCUCGAGAAAGUUCAAUUUUUGGAGCGAAACAAAGCGUUUCCCUGGAAACCCAGUUUGUCAGAAUACUGACAUGUAAACAGUUUCUCGUUUUCUUUAUAAAUUUCGUCUGAUGACGAUCGUGAACAUGUGCCGCUCCUUACCAGGAUCGUCGUGUCGACCAUUGGACCGAUGCUACCGCUUUCUUCCUUGUCUCUCCGAUCCCGCUCGGAGGUCGGCCUUGGGUUUAAAAGUUGCAUUGGUGAUGCUACAUCUGAUAUAUGUGGGCAUGCUUUUUCUGUUUGAUGGAGGAUUGAUAGAGAAAACUAAAAGAGAACCAUGGUAUACUGCUAUCUAUUUGACUCUCUUUGUUGCCACAUUGGUCCAAUACUUUGUUACUUCUGCUUCUUCUCCUGGUUUUGUCGUUGAUGCAAUGAGGGCAGUCAAUGAGUCAAAUACAAUUUUCAGAAAGGCAUUAGUAGCCUCAAAACAGCCUGCUUCAAGCAAAAAUGGAAACGUGGUUGUGACAGUGGAAGGGAGUCAGAUGGCAAGAAGUCUUCUUGGAAGUAAUGCAACAUCUUGGACCAAACUUGUGAUGGACUUGUAUCCCCCGGGAACUUCUGUUCGAAGUUUGACUUGCUCGUACUGUAAUGUUGAGCAGCCUCCCAGAUCCAAGCACUGUCAUGAUUGUGACAAAUGUGUUCUCCAAUUCGAUCAUCAUUGUGUUUGGCUUGGAACAUGCAUUGGUCUGGGUAAUCAUUGUAAAUUUUGGUGGUACAUUUGUGAAGAGACAUCAUUGUGCCUUUGGACUGGCAUCAUGUACAUCACAUAUCUGAAGGAAAAUAUAUCAAGUGCUUGGUGGAAGGAUGCUAUUGUGAUAUUGCUGUUGGUUACUUUGUCAAUUUCCAUUAUCUUUCUGCUUCUCCUGCUGCUAUUUCACAGUUAUCUUGUUCUGACCAACCAGACUACCUAUGAGCUUGUAAGACGGAGGCGCAUCCCAUAUUUAAGAGGAGUUCCCGAAAGAGUUUACCCUUUCAGUAAAGGAGCAUGCAGAAAUUUAUACGAGUUUUGCUGUCUUCAAAGCAGUAAAUACCGAAUGGAACGAUUACCCACAGCUCAGGAACUUGAAGAAAAGUCUAGACCUUACACCAUUUGUGAUGUUGUAACCUGUCGUUGUUGUUGCUGACAUUGUGAGCAAUUGUAUCAUUAAUUUGUAAUUUUUCCCCCAUGAAUAUAUUGGGAGCACCAUCUGGAGGCAUAUCUGCUGAUGCAUUUAAAAUAUGGCAACCACAGAUGGUUUAAGUUGGAACUGGUUGAGGCUCUAUAGUUUGUACUUCAUUUUAGGCUAGAUCUUUAGGCUUGAUAUACAGUCGGUUUUUUUACCAUAUUGUUUUUGCUGGAUAAAAGAUUCUGUAUUGUUUGUUCGUGUCAAUUUAUAUACAUGGCUGAGCUCUUCCAAUAA